GGGUUGUUUCCGGGAGCCAUCAUGACCUCGUCUUCUAAAACUCGGCGUGAACCUCCCCCGCCGAUUUGCAUUCAUUCAUCACCGUUGCUCGAUUUGUCCGCUAAAGCUCUGAGCGAGCCAUCGCUUAGAUUGGUCUGUGUCGUCUGGCUUGGCAGCCGCUUUGGUGUUCUAAACCGCUUGAAUUUCGCUCAGUGUUAUCUUAAACUCCGUUACCAAGAUGAACAAGGAUCAGGAGCAAGCACUGGCAGAGCAAGAGGGAUUGCUUGACGAAUGUAAACUGUAUAGGGGUGAAAAAGAACCAGACACCAAGGAGCCACUUACACAGGAAGAUGAAGAAGAUACAGUUACCGGAUUGCCCGUUGGGCCUGGGCCUGCAACCACAGUUGUAAGUGCCCAGAUGCCUCGCACUCCCUGGUCUACUGGCCUCUUUCAAUGCUUAGGAAAUGGUGACGGACAUUUCAGCAGCGACCUUGAAGUUUGUGUCCUUGGAUUUGCUGCACCAUGUGUUCUGUAUGGCAGUAACAUGGAGCGUUUGUACCCGGCUCCAAGGGUUUUCGUUGAUCACUGUCUGCAUUAUAGUUGGCUUUACUUUCUUGGCUCACUUCUGUUCAAUGCCAACAACAUUGCGCCCUGGAGCUCAGUUAAUUCACGUGUUGCACUUCGUCAAAAGUACAAUUUGGAGGGAUAUGGGAAUUACUGUCUCGGGUGCUGUGCCAAUCCUAGUGAAGAAACUCGAGAGCGCUGUGAUUCAGUUUGUGAUCUCUUCAUUCAUGGGCUUUUCUGCCUCCAUCCAUUCGCUUUGGCUCAGGAAGCUCGCGAACUUCGCCGCCGGACCCUGCAUCCAGCUAAUCAGCCUUACCUGGUCAUCACCAUGGCCCCUCCCACGGAGCAAAGCAUGAGCAAUCAAAUUUAGAGAACCUAGGUCUUUGAUUCCAGAUAUUUGGAUUGGGCCGCCUGUUAUUGACUGUUAAAUUUUUGUGAAGUUGCACAUGUUGUUGCUGUUGUGGACCAAUCUACCACUGUGUGCUUGUCAUAAGGAGUGUCAUGGUGAGAGAAAACGUUGGUGUAAGAAAAUCCAUGCGAGAUGUCAAGGCUUUCAAUCUCCAUUAUUUUAAAGUACUCUUUUUAAUCUGUAUAUGUAUUACUAUCGUUUAUUGUAAGUGUUCUGUAAGACUUUGUGAGCA
Molecule: messenger RNA, 1184 nt
Organism: Physcomitrium patens
Lineage: Eukaryota; Viridiplantae; Streptophyta; Bryopsida; Funariales; Funariaceae
Product: cell number regulator 8
Source: RefSeq, a predicted model, not a curated record